This is a messenger RNA of Lagopus muta (rock ptarmigan), 2811 nucleotides long. RefSeq names its product chromosome 8 C21orf58 homolog (gene C8H21orf58). The transcript is spliced from 8 exons. Lineage: Eukaryota; Metazoa; Chordata; Aves; Galliformes; Phasianidae. The coding region runs from base 308 to 1054 and encodes 248 amino acids. The record is from RefSeq and is a predicted model, not a curated record.
UUGAAUAUAACAGCAUGACUGUUUGGGAAAGAGACUGGCCCAAGCAGGGCAGAGCCAGAGAGGGUGGCUGGGUUCAACCAAAUGUCCAGGUCCAUCAAGCAAGCUUAUAGCACCAAGGAAGGUCCAAAGCCAAGAUGGAAGGCAUCUGCAAGUUGGAAUCAGAGUUCCUGAAACCCAUGGCCAGUCAUAAGCCUGGCACUGCAUGAACUGGAGACCAGUAUUUAUUUGGUAUAGCUUAGACAGGAUCUGAAUACCUAGAGCUGAGAUUAUAAGGACACUCCAGCACGCGGGCAGAAGAUGUGAAUGGAUGUUCCAGAAAUUAGAAAACGAACAGAAGAACCUAGAGAAGAUGGAGUCACCUCUUCCUACAGCAAGCAACAGACGUGAGGAUAUGCUUCAAAGUGCCUUGAAGAAAAGGAAAAAUCUCCUGCAGGAGCUUAAGGAGCAGCACCUUCUGGAGGAGCUGUCACAGCCUUCUGCACCAGCUGGGGGACAGUAUAGGAACUACAGUGCUGGUCUCCCGCGCGUCUACCAGAUACCUUUUCCAGCAUCUCGAGCUGAAACACCAAGGAUUAUCCAACAGGCGAUGCCUCCUCAGCCUGCCACGAUCAUCCAGCAGCUCCCACAGCCACCCCCACUGAUAGCACAGAUCCCCACUGCCCAGCCCUUUGCACAUCCUCGCUCUGGAAGCAUUAAAGAAGAUAUGGUGGAGAUGAUGCUGAUGCAGAAUGCACAGAUGCAUCAGAUCAUCAUGCAGAACAUGAUGCUGAAGUCUCUCCCAUCGAUGGCGUUUGCACAGCCAGCCAGACCCAGCUACCCACUGCUUCAGCACACACAGCAGGACCUGCAGCUCACCGCUCCUGUGGCUGUGAAAGCAGAUCGUCCCUGGCUGUCUGCAGUGCAUCACCACCACCACUACUCUCCCCCGGGGCUGGCCCUCCGUGCCAUGCCUGCUGGGCUCCCAGUGCCAGGUGAGGGACUGCCGCCUGCAUCCUCAGCCCAGCGUUGGACCAGCAGCGUGCUCCCAGCUAUGCAGAUGUGGCCCACCUACUGACAGCAUGUGUUCCUCUGAAGGUGGACAAUUGCAUCACUGAGUUCAACCUGCUUUUGAGCUGUUCCUAAAUAAUCUGAUGGUCUGUGCAUCUGCAAAUCAUCCAUACAGUAAAUGAGCAUAGAAAGACUGGAGAUCGACAGAAUAAAUGUACCACAGGCCUGUAGUCUGCUCACCCCUUUCUACCAGUGCAGCUGCUUCCUCUCAUAUGCCAAACCCAGAGCAACAGCAGCACCUCUCUUUUGCCUCUUUCGAAAGAACCAAGACAUCUUGUCCCAAAGAGCCUCACAGUGGCCCUGGGACGUGAAAUAAAUAUAACACUAGUAUUGUCUAAACUAUUGCAAAUGAGUAUGGCUCACCUUCAGGACUGAGUCCUUUCAUGUGUACUUUGGAGAAAUGCUCCUUUGCAGCCCUCAUGGGGGCUAAUGCAGACUAACCCAGACUUCAUGAAUGGAGCUCAGUUGCCAAAGCUUAUCAACCAAAGUGUUCCUCCUGUAUUGGGCUUGCAUGGCAAGGUUUUGGUAGCAGGAGGGCUGUAGAGUUAUCUUUGAGAAGAGCCCAAGAGCAUGUCAUUUUUUGGUAAAGGGCAGCACUCUGCCCUAAUUGCUUUACAUGGGCUGACAGGGAUUGUAGUAUUUGAAUAAAUAAUUUUCAGUAGGGAAAAGAAGAAAUAAAGUAGCUCCUGCAGUCAUCGCAUCUGAUCAUCUCAGUGGAACAUCACUACCCUAAUAUCUGCAAUGUUCUGCCCCAGGAAGUCUCUCUCAGUCUCUUCUGAGCCUCACAUUCGUGAUGCUACCCAAGUUUUUCUUUUCAAAGAGCUGUUGGAGGGUGGCUUCAGCAGCCUGAACUUGUGUAUAUUUCUGUAUUUCUCAAUCUUUCUCUUGCAUUACCAGGGUUUCACCUUGGGGGAAAAAAAUGGAAAAUAAUUUAAAAAAAGAUUCCCAAGGUCAUUCCUUGAAUAUUGGCAUGUUUUUGCUUGUUUGUUUGUUUGUUUUCCUAAGGAACAUAAAUCAUGCUUUUUCCUUUUUUAUUUUUCCUAUUAAUUUGCAGUUGCUAAGCAUUAAAACCCAUGCCAUCCUAUUCUUUCGAUUUUGUUUUAGAACUCAGGAGACCCAAGUUGUAACUAAGUGAUGAGCAACAUCUUUCCAUCAGCAGCCUCAUUAUGUUUAAUAGAGAAAGAAAAACCAUGAAUUAGUAGCACCUUCUCAAUGUCUUCCCACGUUCACCUGCUUUUAAACUGGGGUUUUCUACUGUAGGAAUGAGGAGGUUGAUAACCCCAAAUGCUGCCAUGGUUGAUGAAAUAUUCUUCCAAACUAAAAAGAACAUAUUUUUAUAUAUAAAUUUUUUCCUCAAUGCAGUCUUAAGCAAGUCUGAGAAAGAUAUUUGGAAUUAUUUGUCUACCCAGGACAAAGCAUAUUGCACUGGGCAUAUAUAAUUCCUGACAGGUGAGGUUUAGUCCCAUUUGCCAAGAAUUGUUUUCAGUAAGUAAGCAGACAAGUGUGACAGAAAGGAGCUGAUCAGUACCAUCUUGGAAGAAAAACUUUCAACCUGUAUCAGUGCUCAGAGUCUCCACUACACUUGGGGCUCUUAGUGAGAGGUCAGUCCAGCUGUGGACAUUCCUGAAAAAUAUAUUUUUGGCAACAUUUCCCAAGUCCCUCAUUUUCUGUCCUCCAUGAAUUUACUGGGGGUAAAUUACCCCAUCAUCAUUAACGAAGAUGUUACAGAGGACCAGAUCGAGUAUUCACCCCCUAGCGUAGUCC